This is a messenger RNA of Meloidogyne enterolobii, 768 nucleotides long. The record is from the annotation of a GenBank genome assembly. NCBI's taxonomy places the organism in Eukaryota, Metazoa, Nematoda, Chromadorea, Rhabditida, Meloidogynidae.
AUGUUGACAAAUUCAAAAAAUAAUCCUGAAAAAGACCCAGUGAUUUUUUGGUAUAAUGGUGGUCCUGGUUGUUCUUCUCUAUUAGGAUUAUUUACAGAAUUAGGCCCUUACCUUUUAAAUAAAGAUGGGUCUAAAUUAAUUGAAAAUCCUCAUUCUUGGAAUAACAAUGCUUCUGUGGUUUUUAUUGAAUCACCUGCUGGUGUUGGAUUUUCUUAUGCAACGGAUGGAAAUGUUGCCACAAAUGAUAAUAUUGCUGCUGAUGAUAAUUAUCUAGCAAUCAAGCAAUUUUUCAAAAAAUAUCCAAAAUUUCUAAAGAAUGAUGUUUAUAUUACCGGAGAGUCAUAUGCCGGUAUUUACUUGCCAAUGCUUACAUCUUUAAUUGUUAAAGGAAUGAGUAAAUUUAAAAUAAAUUUAAAGGGUCUAGCUAUAGGCAACCCUUAUUUAAAUAAAAAGUUGGAUUAUGAAUCAACACUUAUUUAUGCAUAUGGCCAUGGUAUAGUAGACGAGGAGCUUUGGCAGUCAGUUAAAAAGGAUUGUUGUAGAGGCUGUAUAGGUACUGUUAUUAUUUUAAUGAGUAGUAUUACGGUCCUAGCGAGGGACGUUCGGAAAAAUAUCGUGUUUUGUUUCGUAACGGGUUUUCAAAAACCCUUCGGUGUUCGGAUCGGGAAAAGCACUGGCACGGAUUUCGGAUGUCAUGACCCAUUCCUCUCUUAUGUGUCAUCCCUCCACCAUCCCUCCUCUUCGCUCAGCAUCAUUCUAAAAGUUUAA